AUGCCUACUGAAGAAGUCCCCGGCCUCCCCAGCACGUCUCCGGCCUCCCAGCACGUCCCGGCCUCCCAGCACGUCUCCGCCCCAGCACGUCUCCGGCCUCCCCUCACCCCAGCCUCCCCAGCACGUCUCCGGCCUCCCAGCACGUCUCCGGCCUCCCCUUCAUCCCCAGCACGUCUCCGGCCUCCCAGCACGUCUCCGGCCUCCCCUUCAUCCCCAGCCUCCCAGCACGUCUCCGGCCUCCCCAGCACGUUCCUGGCCUCCUUCAUCCCAGCCUCCCCAGCACGUCUCCGGCCUCCCCAGCACGUCUCCGGCCUCCCCUUCAUCCCCAGCCUCCCCAGCACGUCUCCGGCCUCCCCAGCACGUCUCCGGCCUCCCAGCACGUCUCCGGCCUCCCCAGCACGUCUCCGGCCCCCACCCCCAGCCUCCCUUCCCAGCUCCCACAAGUCCCGUGCCUCCUGGGGUUCAAAAUACCCCAACGUCGUCACCAUACUAACACCCAAGAUCAUCCGUCACGUCCCACUUCUCCAUCACCUGUGA
This is a messenger RNA of Homarus americanus (American lobster), 537 nucleotides long. Its product is annotated as vegetative cell wall protein gp1-like. The record is from RefSeq and is a predicted model, not a curated record. The coding region runs from base 1 to 537 and encodes 178 amino acids. The transcript has a single exon. Lineage: Eukaryota; Metazoa; Arthropoda; Malacostraca; Decapoda; Nephropidae.